This is a messenger RNA of Vitrella brassicaformis, 1145 nucleotides long. The record is from the annotation of a GenBank genome assembly. Lineage: Eukaryota; Vitrellaceae.
GGUCCUGCAACACACGUGUGAGCUCUGUUCGAUCGGUCGGGCACAGGCGAGAUAGUUCUCAUUCCGCGUCUGCCUGGUACGCCGAGAGGCCACUCUGUCACGAUGGUCUCCCAGAAAACCGAACCGCCACGCAACGGGAACCACCCCAGUCGGCCACCGCUGCUACAGACCCAAGCCGCACCAAACACGGGUCGGUUGGCACCUCCUCUCCCCACCAUGCAUGAUAGAAUGACUGAAAAACCUCAUCUAGGUCUACACACCACUAACUGCACCCCUCCCCCAUCUCUCUGUGUCUAUCACCGCCCUACGGCCGCCCCCCUCCCCCCACCAGCACCACUGCCGGCAGAUGACGGCCUGGAUGGCGGCAGCAUGAAGAAGAAGGCCACCAAAGCCCCAAUCAGGCCCUUCAGCUGGAACAGCAUCACUGCAAUCGCCACCAGAAUCAGAAACACCCACGGCACCAACACGGAAGGGAAGCCCGCGAAAGCUGGCGUCACCAGGCCGCCCUGUCAUCGAAUCAAUCGCAACACACAGCCGAGAGUGGAGUGGCUGGUAUGGCCAUGCAUGCCGCAACAUGCAUAUUGCGUCGUGUCUGAUGGCUGACCUGCAGUUGGGUGAGUCCGGUGUUUUCUCGUAUCCAGUCUUGGAGCUUGACGAGCGGCCCGGUCUCGCCGCCAAGGACGGGCGCGCUCAUCGAUGAUGGCCUCGAUGAGGCGUUUCGCGCUGCCGAGGGCUGUGAGGAUGAUGCCGCCCUUGACGAGCCGAACAAGCCGCCGCCCUGCUCAGCACCGCUGCCUGCGCCACGCAAACGGCAGUUUGUGCUGGGCAUAUCAUGUGGUCUGACAGACCGACUGACCUGUGUGGAAGUCGCUUGACGAGCGGAACUGCCCCGGGCCGCUCGACGAGCCCCUCUCGCCACCUGCAGCAACAAUAAAGCACCAAACACAUGACCGAUGGACGCAAACCAGGCGUGUCCUCCUGUGGCCGACCUCUGGCUUUCGCCUUCUUCGCCCGCGGGUCGUUGUCAGGCACUAUCUCGCCAUCGAUAAUGACCACCAUCGAACACAGCGCCCGCUUGCAGCGAAAGUCUGAGUGCUUUCCGACAAUGUGGGAGGAUGCAGACUUCAGCGGGCCACAACGGUCUG